Molecule: messenger RNA, 1186 nt
Organism: Schistocerca americana (American grasshopper)
Lineage: Eukaryota; Metazoa; Arthropoda; Insecta; Orthoptera; Acrididae
Product: deoxynucleotidyltransferase terminal-interacting protein 2
Exons: 5
Coding region: 92-1072 (326 amino acids)
Biological process (GO): RNA processing
Cellular component (GO): nucleolus
Molecular function (GO): RNA binding
Source: RefSeq, a predicted model, not a curated record
UUUGUUUGCACGAGGAACUCUGAUAUACGUUUGUUUACAAUCUCCCGUGCGUGUUUUGAGUUAGCGUGGUGUCGCAGUAUAUCUUACAAGAAUGAAUUUUGAGCAGUUGAUAGAAAGUGAACUAGCAAAUUUGAACAAUAAAUUAUCAUCCAAGAAAAGGCUUUAUGAUAUUGGCGUGUAUGAAGAUGUACGGGGAGCGAAAGGUGCAACAGUACAAGAGGAUCGUUGUGGCAAAUGGGAAGAAAGUUACACAUUUGGAGAAUGUGUUGGGAGUGGUGGUGGCGAUGACGAUGAUGACGACGACGAUGACGACGACGAUGAGGAUGAGAGUGAGGGCAACGAUGAUGAUGGUGAUAGGAAAUCGGAUAUUGGUGAAGUAGCUGGAUGUUCCCAAAAUGAUGCUAAGCGAAAUUUAAUUGACACUGAUCUCCAAGAAUUAUUGAAUAUAGAUGCAAAUACUUCAGAAGUAAGAAAGAAAGCAGCUCUUCUGAUCGAAGAGAUACCAGGGCUCGAAGAUAUGCCAUCUUACAUUGAUAUGAAUCUGAAAAGAGGUACAGGAGUUGAUGAAUCAUGUAGGAAAUUAACAUCAGUUGAUAAACUGUUACAAAAAAGUGUUAUACAACCUGGAUUUGAAAAGCAGCAUGCUAUACCACAUGAAACCAGUGAGAAACGAUUGAGACUAGAAAGAAAGAAACAAAGAGAGCGCACAAAGGGUGCUAAAUGGUUUAAUAUGCCAGCACCUGAGCUCACAGAUGAAGCAAAGAAUGACCUGAUGGUUCUUCAGAUGAGGGCUGCUCUUGAUCCAAAACAUUUCUACAAGAAGAAUGACCUUAAAGUGCUGCCAAAAUAUUUCCAGGUUGGAAAAGUUGUGGAUGCACCUGAAGAUUUUUACAGUAGCAGGAUACCAAAGAAACAGAGAAAGAAGACAAUUGUUGAUGAGCUUUUGGCAGAUGCAGAGUUCAAGAAAUACAAUAAGAGACGCUACUUAGAAAUUAUUGCAGAAAAGAAGAGAACACAUCAUAAAGCACAUAAGCAUGCACAACGAUUAAAAAGGAAGGGGAAGAAAAAGUAGAUAUGUACUUGUUUGUAUAUCUGAUGAUCCCAUGUAAUUGCGUGUAUAUAUAGAUACAGGAAUAAGCAUUUUAGCAUGUAUUUAUGUUAUAAUAAAUUACAUGUGAUUUUGCAA